Messenger RNA from Camelina sativa (false flax), 2128 nucleotides. NCBI's taxonomy places the organism in Eukaryota, Viridiplantae, Streptophyta, Magnoliopsida, Brassicales, Brassicaceae. The record is from RefSeq and is a predicted model, not a curated record.
ACCUUGCUCUUGCUGUUCAGAUCUUAUGCUCUUACAUUUAAACUGUCUUUGAUUUUUAAGAGAAAGAAACACGAAAAAAACAUCAGAUUGAUUCAUUCUAAUUUGAUUCAUCUUCUCCGACUAAUUUAAUUCACUUUCUCUCUCGAGAACAGAGGUAAGUGUUUCCGGCGAAGGAAGUGUCGUUGAACACCAUGAAUUGACCAUUUAGUGGUACUCUCCCGGAGAGAUCGUUGAAAGAGAGAUCUAGCGUUGUUAGACUUGACAUGUUUCCGAUUCCGGUUGGGAUUGAACCGGUUAGUUGAUUACCGGAGAGAUUAAGUAUACCGAGGUUAAUCACGUUGUUGAUCUCUUUAGGUAUCUCUCCGUUGAUUCGGUUACGGCUGAGAUCUACGGAGAUUAAAGUAGUGCAGCGUGAGAUUGAAUCUGGGAUAACGCCGGUGAUGUUGUUCGCAAUCGUGUUGAUCUUCGAUAGAUGCUUCAAUUCGAAGAUCUCUCUCGGGAUACUGCCGCGGAAUCGGUUCCGAUCUAAGAACAGAGUCUGUAAAUUAGGGAAAUGAUAGCCGGAGGAAUCUCGCCGGUGAACCAGUUGUUAGAGAGGUAAAUCUGGUCGGCAACAGCUCCGGACAUCGUCAUCGGAAGUUCACCGGCUCCGCCGCACCCUACACUUCACAUCGACUCUUCGACAGAGAAAUCCAAGCAUUUCUAGCGUUCCUAAUGUUUUCCGCUAUCAAGGUUUGUGUUCUUCUUCUGUAUACCAUCAGACUAUUUCAUUCGUUUGUUUGUUCUCUUAUAAUGGGCAUUUUUGGUGAGGCUCGCGGGAUGUAUAUUGAAGUCAUUAUUGAAGAUAAGUUCGUUAAGUCGGUGAUACAAGGUUUGCUAGCCGGUAUUGCGCUGAAGCUUUUCUUGAUCUUUCUGCCAUCCAUACUGAUGACCAUGUCCAAGUUUGAAGGCUUUACGUCAAUUUCAUCCUUGUAAAGACGAUCAGCGUCAAGAUAUUACAUUUUUAACUUAGUGAAUGUCUUUCUUGCAAAUGUUAUCGCUGGAGCUGCGUUUGAGCAGCUCAACUCUUUCCUCAAUCAAUCACCAAAUCAAAUCCCUAAGAGGCUAAGACAGUUGGCAUGGCGAUACCGAUGAAAGCAACAUUCUUUAUAACAUAUAUAAUGAUUGAUGGUUGGGCAGGAGUUGCAGGAGAGAUUCUCAUGCUUAAACCUCUCAUUAUAUUCCACCUCAAAAACGCAUUCUUGGUGAAAACAGAGAAAGACAGAGAGGAAGCAAUGGACCCGGGAAGCAUCGGUUUCAACACGGGAGAGCCUUAGAUACAGCUUUACUUCCUUCUUGGUCUUGUCUACGCUCCCGUGACACCAAUGCUUCUUCAUUAUAUCUUAGUCUUCUUCGGUCUUGCUUACAUCGUGUACCGCCAUCAGAUAAUAAAUGUGUAUAACCAAGAGUACGAGAGCGCUGCUGCGUUUUGGCCAGAUGUUCAUGGACGGGUUAUAUCGGCAUUGAUUAUAUCUCAGUUGCUUCUGAUGGAUUUGUUGGCUACAAAACGUGCCGCUUUAGCUGCACCGUUUCUCAUUGCUCUUCCAGUGAUUACUAUUGGUUUCCACCGCUUCAGUAAAGGCCGUUAUGAACCCGCCUUUAUCCGUUACCCUUUAGAGGAAGCUAUGAUGAAAGAUACAUUGGAAAGAGCAAGAGAGCCGAAUCUGAACUUGAAAGGCUACUUGCAAGACGCUUAUAUUCAUCCGGUUUUCAAAGGCGGUGACGACGACGAUGACAGUGACGUGGUCGGGAAAUUGGAGGAUGAAGUCAUCAUAGUGCCAACGAAACGCCAAUUGCGGAGGAACACUCCGGCACCAAGCAGAGUUAGCGGUGAAUCUUCUCCAUCUUUGGCCGUUAUUAACGGUAAAGAAGUCUAGUUUUUAACCGGUUACAGUAAAAAAGCAGCAUACGACCAAAAAAGUUUGAAUAUAGUUCGUGUAUGUGUGUACUUUAUUAUGUACAUAGAGAGAGAGGUUUGUGUUUUUUUUUUGCUUAGACGUUGUUGUUAAUGUGUUUCUUCUAUUGUCCAAGUAUUCAAGUGUCGGGGUCUUUACUUCAGUAUAUUUUCAACCAUUCAUUUUCUUGUUUA